AUGGAGACUCCAACGGCUCUUCUCCUUCUCUUCCUCCUCUACACCAUCACCUUCUCCGUCGCAGAUGACGGAGCAGCAAUGCUCGCUUUAGCUAAAUCGUUUGAUCCUCCGCCGUCAGAUUGGUCAACCACCGUUUCCACAGGAUAUUGCAAAUGGACCGGCAUAGAAUGUACCUCCGGUCGUGUCACUUCCAUCAACCUCGCUGAUAAAUCUCUCUACGGCGUUAUAGCACCUGAGAUCUCGACUCUUUCCGAGCUCAAGUCCGUUGCUCUUCACCGUAACAAACUCUCUGGUAACAUCCCUUCGUUAGCUAAGUUAUCUUCUCUUCAAAAGAUCUUUAUGGAUGAGAACCUUUUCGUCGGAGUUGAAGUCGGAGCUUUCGCUGGACUUACUAGUCUUCAGAUCUUGAGUUUAAGCGAUAACGUUAACAUCGCUGCUUGGAGUUUUCCUUCAGAGCUAGUGGGUUCGACUUCACUCACCACUAUUCACCUUGAUAGCACCAAUAUCUUCGGUGUUUUACCUGACAUCUUCGAGUCCUUUGAAUCUCUUGAGUAUCUCAGGCUAUCUUACAACAACAUCACUGGUCCGUUACCACCGUCCUUGGCGAAAACUUCGAUUCAAAAUCUUUGGAUCAAUAACCAAGACUCUGGUAUGUCAGGAACGAUCCAAGUGCUUUCGAGUAUGACGACUUUGUCACAAGUUUGGCUUCACAAGAAUCAGUUCUCUGGACCGAUCCCGGAUUUGUCCAAGAGUGAGAAUCUCUUUGAUUUGCAGCUCCGGGGUAAUCAGUUAACAGGGAUCAUACCGCCUUCACUUCUUACACACGGAAGCUUGAAGAACAUUUCUCUAGACUACAAUAAGCUCCAAGGUCCUCUUCCUUUGUUUCCGCCUAAGGUUAGAGUAAACAUCGACCACAACUAUUUCUGUACUACUAAAGCAGGGCAGAGCUGUAGUGCUCAGGUGAUGACGCUUUUAGCGGUGGCUGGAGGUUUGGGAUAUCCGUCAAUGUUGGUUGAAUCUUGGAAAGGAGAUGAUGCUUGUAGUGGAUGGGCUUAUGUUACUUGUGAUUCAACCGGUAAGAAUGUUGUUACGUUGAAUCUUGGGAAGCAUGGAUUCAACGGCUUUAUAUCUCCGACGAUUGCGAAUCUCACUUCUUUAAAGAGUGUUUACUUUAAUGACAACAACUUAACUGGUGUUAUCCCCAAGGAGUUAACAUUUAUGACUAGUUUGCAGCUAAUUGAUGUCUCCAACAACAAUCUCUCUGGUGAAGUACCAAAGUUUCCGAUGAAGUUUAAGUACAAACCGGGGAACUCUUUGUUGGGAGAUGGUUCUAGUGCUAGUGGUGGUUCUGGUGGUAGUAAGGCUCUUGUGGUCGUUGGUGUAAUCGUGGGAGUUCUUGCUUUUCUUGCUAUUUUAGGAUUUGUGGCUUAUAAAUUUGUUAUGAAAAGGAAGCAUGUGUCUAAGUCUAAUGGUGCUAGUGGUGACAAUAGUGAUAGUUUAUUUAUUGAAGGUGGAAGCGUUACCAUUCCUAUGGAGGUUCUUUGUCAGGUUACUAAUAAUUUCAGUGAGGAUAACAUAUUGGGUAAAGGCGGUUUUGGUGUUGUCUAUUCUGGAGAAUUACACGAUGGAACUAAGACUGCAAUCAAGAGGAUGAAUUAUGCAUCAAUGGGUGAUAAAGGAGUAAGACAGUUUCAUGCCGAGAUAACAAUACUUACUAAGGUCAGGCAUAGACACUUGGUCGCUCUAUUGGGAUACUGUGUAAAUGGAGACGAGAGGCUGCUUGUAUACGAGUACAUGCCACAGGGGAAUCUUGGACAACAUUUGUUUUGGUGGCGUAAAUUCGGUUACUCUCCUCUGACAUUGAAACAAAGGUUGAGUAUCGCGCUAGACGUGGCACGAGGUGUGGAAUAUCUCCAUAGCUUGGCUCAGGAGAGCUUCAUCCACAGAGAUUUAAAGCCCACUAACAUCCUUUUAGGAGAUGACAUGAGGGCAAAGGUUGCUGAUUUCGGAUUGGUUAGGAAUGCACCAGAUGGGAAAUACUCUGUUGAGACAAGAGUGGCAGGCACAUUUGGUUACUUAGCACCAGAAUACGCUGCUACUGGAAAAGUAACGACCAAAGUGGAUGUGUAUGCAUUUGGAGUGAUUCUUAUGGAAAUGCUAACAGGAAGAAAAACAAUAGACAAUACAUUACCAGACGAUAGAUCUCAUCUAGUGAAAUGGUUCAAAAGAAUACUAAUCCAGAAAGAAAACAUUCCAAAGGCACUUGACGAAACCUUAGAAGCAGACGUGGAAACAAUGGAGAGCAUUUAUAGUGUAGCUGAACUUGCAGGACAUUGCACAGCACUCGAGCCUCAACAAAGACCAGACAUGGGACAUGCCGUGAGCGUGCUUGUCCAACUUGUAGAGACAUGGAAACCGUCAUGCCAAGAAGAAGAGACUUUAAGGAUCGAUGUGGACAUGAGUUUUCUAUACAAGAUUACAAUUAGCUGUUGCAUUCUAGGUGGUUUAAAAGAUUGAAAACAUUUGAACUGAUUCUGUUUUGUCGUAUAAGCUUUGUAUGCAAGAACUUGAUUUC
Capsella rubella is the source of this 2575-nucleotide messenger RNA. RefSeq names its product receptor-like kinase TMK4. The transcript has 2 exons. Gene Ontology annotation, biological process: protein phosphorylation. Gene Ontology annotation, molecular function: protein binding; ATP binding; protein kinase activity. The record is from RefSeq and is a predicted model, not a curated record. Bases 1 to 2517 code for a protein of 838 amino acids. Lineage: Eukaryota; Viridiplantae; Streptophyta; Magnoliopsida; Brassicales; Brassicaceae.